This is a messenger RNA of Phaeoacremonium minimum UCRPA7, 3606 nucleotides long. RefSeq names its product putative fg-gap repeat domain-containing protein. Lineage: Eukaryota; Fungi; Ascomycota; Sordariomycetes; Togniniales; Togniniaceae. The transcript is spliced from 11 exons. The record is from RefSeq and is a predicted model, not a curated record. The coding region runs from base 1 to 3606 and encodes 1201 amino acids.
AUGGUUUCCACCCUCAUUCCAACGACUGACUCGAUUGGCUCUGUCAACCGCCUUACGAUCAACCAGAAAUAUCGUGACGUUGUCACUCAACGAUCAGGGGAGGGCAAAUGUGUCUACCUGGCAGAAAUGGAGCUCGAUUGGUGGGACUUCAACGCCGAUUUCGACCCAAGUGAAGCUGUCCACAUACAUCCGAACGAUUCUGGACACAAGAAGAUGGCCGCUGUCUUCUACAAAGCUAUUAAUCAGGCAGCUUCCGACGGGAGGUUAGUGGUACCAGGCGAUUUCGAUCAAUCGACUACUACUGUCUGUGAUAAGUUCGCAGGUACAGGCACAGAUGCCGGUGGACUGACGCAGCGCGGUGUGGGCGAGGAUGACGGUAUCUACUAUCACAAGUCCCAAGGAAUGGAUGUCAUAUUCACUUGGGACAGUAAUUGGGAUCGUGACCAAUGGCGCUUUGCCCGUCUUUUCUCUCGGGAUUACGAUGAUCUCGUCGCUUGGCUCGACACAACGGGUCCUUACCCUGAAUUCGUUGUUUGGAGCAACUCGGCCGAUGGGCAAGGACACUUCACUAACAUUGCAAACAUGAAUCCCGACCUCUACUGUAUUCCCCGUGGCCUGCACUUCAUUGACAUGAAUGCCGACGGGCUUGAUGAUAUCGUUUGCAUUGAUGGUAAUGGAAACGCUUACCUAUCCAUCAAUCAAGGGGAUGGGAAUCGCGCAGCGGGUAAACCGCCUUCUUUCAAACGUGUUAGUGACACAGCUUUGAUCAAGAAUAACGAGGGUUAUGCACAAGAUCGCGUUGUACUCGGCGAUAUUGAUGGCGAUGGCCGCGGCGACUACGGCAUCAUUGACGACACUGGCAAUGUUCAUUUCUGGAGAAAUGGUGGAACGCUCGAUACCCCGGAGUACUGGCAGUCUCUAGGGCUUCGAUUUCAGGCCAAGGGUAAAGGUGAUAUUCGGGGCGUUCGGUUCGAGGACAUCAAUGGCGAUGGCCGUGAUGACUGGCUUUGGGUAAGCACCGUUGGCGAGACCGAAACUUGGACCAACGCUCGAAGCUGUCAACAAGGCUCCCUAGGAGAUGGCCUUAAUGUGGCUUGGCGACAGGGAUUUCUCAAUGGCCAGUCCUCGGGGUACACUCACCUGGGCGUAGCAGUAUAUGCAACCGAUGAAGAAUCCUACCUUCGGGACCGUAUUUUCUUUGCCCGCAUCUACGGAGAACCCUCGGCCUUUGGAAACCUGGGAAAGCAGGACUACGUUUUUAUGCAACAUGAAGCCCUCGACGAUGGAAAGCACCGCUUCCAGAUGCGUGUGUGGAAGAAUCUUGGGAGUGGCGGAACGAAGCUGAAGGCUGAUGGCGACAAAUACUGCAAUAUGAUGGGCCACGCCGAUGGCCGGGACGACUACAUAUGGACUUGGUCCACAGGAGAAAUGGUACUUUACGCCAACCGCGGCAAGAAGUACAUCUCUGAUUCAGACCCCGAAGGUUAUUGGGAGCCAAUGGGCACGAUAUUCACUCCACCACGGAACAUGAAUCGACGGGAUCUUCACCUGGCCGACUGGGAUGGCGAUAAUGACUGCGAUAUCAUAUAUGUGGAUCCUGACAGCGGUGCUAUCGAGGUGUUCAUCAACGAUUAUCCCCAGACUGGUCAAUGGGGUUGGUCUCAGCACAGCGUCUCCGGGCCCACUUGUUCUCAGAAGAGAGGGCUCGGCAUCUUCGACUUGGCUGUGCGCUUUGCCGACCUCACGGGCAACAAACGUGCCGACUAUCUGUGUAUUGAGCCCGCCGGUCGCGUAACGGGGUUCCUCCACAACAAUGAUGGGAGUUUUACAGAUGUUGGCCAGAUAAAGUUCGCUCCCAAAGAUAAGGACCGUGCCAAUUUGCGCUGGACGGACGUCAAUGGCGACGGUCUCGACGAUAUGAUCUGGAUUGACAAGUUCAAUGGCGAUACCUAUGUGUGGUACAACGGAGGUCCUGAAGAUCGUAGUCAGCUGGCAGGAUCUUAUUUUUAUUGGCGCGAGCAAACCCAAAAAGCCUACGAUGGCCUGUCUGCGGGUACCUGUCUGUACUACCCCGAUCUUGAUGGAGACGGACACGCAGACGAGCACUUCAUCAGCGGUACUUUCAACAAUCUAGCACACACGUCCCUGGCGCCGGGAUGCGGGCUGAAAGACAUCACUGGAGACGAUGAGAGUUUUGACGGUUCUCUGCCCGAUGUCCCGGGAGAUUCUGGUGGCGAUGGCGGAUCUCACGAUCACCCUGGCACCGGCGUUGUGUGCGGCCUGAAUUUCAACUCAACCGAUCCCUCUGUUAUCAAGGAUACUUGGACAAACAGCGACGCCGGAUAUUGGCUUGGAACCUUCCUCAGUCAAGCUGGGGCAUCUCAUUGGUCCGACAAAUUCUUCAGCUCCGUCCUCAAUGGUGGUUCUCAAGGCGGGUCGACGUACGACUGUGACCACAUCCACACCGGAAACUGCCCUGGUCCCCUGAGCACCCCCUGUACUUCCUACAGUCCCAACCAGGCAUUUUAUGUCCAUGUUUCCAUCGGGUGGCUCUACAGUGCCUUUGAACAGAUCUGGGCUGGCUUGGUCACUAACGGAAUAGAUAAUCUUGCGGAAGGCAUCAAGGACAUCGUUGCCGCUUACGGAACACCGCCCAAGGACGAUAAUGCGCUUAUUCUAAAUUUCUUAGUCGGAUUUCUUACCUCGCUGGCGGGCAUCUCUGGUACUAUAGGCGCCAAAUUUCCCAACGCCCCCGUCGGCCAGUGGUUCGGGACUGCUGCCAAUCCCUUAACGUUUGCUGCCGGCAUCGUGACGCAGGUCGCUGCCAACUCGGAUGGGCUCAGCAAUUUGGUCAGCCCGGAUGAUCUUGAAAAAGAAUUUGAACAAGCCUACGGGGCCAUGUUCAGGGGCAUCGUCGGCGGCUUGAAUUCCUCUGUCAACAGUAUCUUUGACGGCGUGGCUCCUAAAGGCUACGACGGAAGCAACGAAGACUAUGUCUCCGAUGUCUUCAGGGACGGUAGAUGGCUGAGCAAGGAGAUUGUUGAUCCGCUAGUGGAGUCCUAUAUCGACAACACCCAAAUUAAGUUUGUCGAAUUCGCGACAGUCAGGGCUAUGAGAUCAGGCAACAAGGCCAAGUACCGAUUGCUUUACGGGAAUUCCGAAUCACCCUAUCUAAGUUGUCGUAAUACGAGUGACCCUGAUAUCCCGCUCGCUCCGCCAAGGUCCUAUAAGAUGAACCAAGAUAUCUGCGGCCGACUCGGCGGAUGCAUUUGGUACCAGAACAACUGCCUUUGCCUUGGAAAGGAGUCUGGUGGGAUUGCAACAGUUUUCUUUCCGCUGUCAUCGAGCGAGAUCAACGACCUCAAGAAAUACAUCGUCGACUACGAUACCUCUUUGCGCAACAAUUUCGACUGUAUAUCGCCGAUCCUAAGUAAUUCCAAAUGCGACGGGGUAUUGGUCGACAUUCCCAAGGAAUGCCAAAUUUCCGAUCCCGAAGUUCCUACCCUGUCCGACUUUGACCCUUUUAACCCGGGCAAGUUGGAAUACUCGAAUUGCUUCUUCAACUUUCCAUACACAGAUGACUGGAAUUGUAUCUUCGCGACUUGA